AAUUUUGAAAAAUCACGGGCUUGACAUUUGCCGGAUUUGCCUGUAAAUGUAUUUAGUUUAGGUGUAUUAUUUACACUCUUGAAAGUGUUUUUUAGAAACCAAUACAUAAAAAGUUAGAAGGAAAACAUGUCGAAUGCUGUGCCAGUAAUAACAAUUCAGUGUGAUUGGAACGAUGUUGUGAAGUUGCCUAAAGAAGAAGGAUGGAUAUCUUCUAAAUAUUAUAAUGAAAGCAGUGUACACGACAAGUUUAGAACUUCUGUGAACUCUGCUGAUGGAAAAAUUAAAAUCGAUUUUCCGGAUUCCUAUCAGUAUAUAUCUCAUUCUAAUUUGAAUCUUGUUAUAAAACAUGUACCCUCCGGUUUGAAGGUAGCUUUUAUAGCACCUACUAAAGCACAUAAAGUUCAUGAUAAAGCAGUGUUAUCAGUCAAUACAGCUGAAAAUGCUUUAGCAGUCUCAUCUUGUGAAGGAGACAAGCUCCUAGUGUGGGAUAGUAGAACUAGUGAAGUGCAACUGGACUUGAAAGGUCAUGGGGGACCAGUGUAUAAAUGCAAAUUCUUCCCAUCAGGCAUUGUAAUUAUCUCGGCCGGAGCUGAUGGCUCUUGCAGAAUCUGGUCUGCAGAGUCCGGGAUUAAUCCUGUCACCCUCAAAGGACAUAAAAUGUCCAUAGCUGACAUUAGUAUUAUUGAAAAGGGAAGAAAUAUUAUAUCUGUGAGCAAGGAUGGUUCAGCAAAGCUGUGGGAUGUGGGUGAAUCAAGGUGCUUGGAUAACAUCUUAGAAGGUCACGGCCCCAUAAAUUGUUGUGCUAUAGCAACAACUAAAGAUGUGGUUCAAGUGGAAAAUGAGAGAGAGGUAGGCACAAGCAACAAGCUGCUAGUGGUGGGCUGUGAGAGUGGUGAGGUGAUAUGCACUCAUGUCGCCAAGAGAGAAGAGUUGUUUAGAAAGCAAGUGGACUCUCCCUGCAAUGCUUGCAUUGUUGUGGGGAACAAUAUCAUUGUUGGCUGCAGUGAUGGCAAGAUUAUACAACUAAACCUCGCUAAUGGUACGGAGACACGACGUUGGUGCGAGUCGGCGAACCCGGUUCUGAGCACGAUAACAUUGCCAAACCAGAUGUUUGCAGUGGGCAGGCAAGAUGGGACCUGUACAAUUAUUUCCCUACAAGAAGCACAUAAAAGCAUCAGAGUACAACUCACUGGGUCUGACUGUGACGGCAUAAGAGACAUCUCAUUCAAUGGGAAAUGGAUCCUCACAGCAUGCCGAGACUCAUUCAUAAGGAAGUAUGACUUCAACCAAAUUGUUGUUCACUAUAAGUGAUAUAAAUUAAAACUGUGAUUAGAUUUAAGAAGCAUUUAAUCAUAAGGUAAAUUUUUAAUACAUCGAAUUUUAAAU
Molecule: messenger RNA, 1386 nt
Organism: Pectinophora gossypiella (pink bollworm)
Lineage: Eukaryota; Metazoa; Arthropoda; Insecta; Lepidoptera; Gelechiidae
Gene: Lis-1
Product: proteasomal ATPase-associated factor 1
Exons: 6
Coding region: 127-1311 (394 amino acids)
Molecular function (GO): protein binding
Source: RefSeq, a predicted model, not a curated record